This is a messenger RNA of Mauremys mutica (yellowpond turtle), 1922 nucleotides long. RefSeq names its product RAD52 homolog, DNA repair protein (gene RAD52). Gene Ontology annotation, biological process: double-strand break repair via single-strand annealing; mitotic recombination; double-strand break repair via homologous recombination. The transcript has 12 exons. Bases 144 to 1394 code for a protein of 416 amino acids. Gene Ontology annotation, cellular component: nucleus. The record is from RefSeq and is a predicted model, not a curated record. NCBI's taxonomy places the organism in Eukaryota, Metazoa, Chordata, Testudines, Geoemydidae.
ACGAGGUCAACGUCGUCCCUGGCGCGUCCAGUGUGGGCGGGAAGUUUGUCUUUUCCCGCUUGCCGUAACCACGUUGUCGGUAGAGUAGAGGAGCUGCUGCUGCUGGAGGAAGGAGCGAGCCCCGCCCCCACUCACGCACAGGAAUGUCUGAAAGUCAGGGGACAAACAGUGGAAGUCACACCAGCAAGAUUGGUUCCAGCAGUGGUAGCUCUGCUGUGUGCUUUGGACAGUACCAGUAUACAGCAGAUGAAUACCAGGCCAUCCAGAAUGCCUUGCGUCAGAGGCUGGGUCCAGAGUACAUCAGUAGCCGGCAGGCUGGUGGAGGACAGAAGGUUUGUUAUAUUGAGGGUCACAGGGUCAUCAGUCUGGCCAAUGAGAUGUUUGGCUACAAUGGCUGGGCUCAUUCAGUCACUCAGCAGAAUGUUGAUUUUGUUGAUCUCAACAACGGCAAAUUCUAUGUGGGAGUUUGUGCAUUUGUGAAAGUUCAACUCAAGGAUGGGUCGUACCAUGAAGAUGUGGGUUACGGAGUGAGUGAGGGCCUGAAAUCUAAGGCGUUGUCCCUAGAAAAGGCAAGGAAAGAAGCAGUGACAGAUGGACUGAAGAGGGCACUCAAGUGCUUUGGAAAUGCUCUUGGGAACUGCAUCCUGGACAAAGACUAUCUGCGAUCAGUGAAUAAACUUCCUCGUCAGCUGCCUCCUGAGCUGGAUUUGGCCAAAGCAAAAAGGCAAGACUUGGAGCCUGCAAUAGAGAAGGCUAGAUACAGUAGCUGUCUGCAGAAGCAGAGUGCAGGGCAACCCCAGCACUGUGAGAGCCUGUCCCCAUGCAGACCUGGACAGGAGGUGGCUUCCUUAAGCACAGCUGAGCAGGAGCAGCAAAACAGCUCCAGACAUAACAUCACCUUAGUCUGUGGGAGUGAUGCCACUUACCAGCGGAAGUUACGACAGAAGCAGCUUCAGCAGCAGUUCCGGGAGCAAAUGGAGAAAAAACAGCUGGUAGUAGCCAAUCCAGUCACCAAACAGGCAGCAUCUCAUCCCUCACUGGUGAAACACAGCACUCCAGCAGCAGCACAACAGGAACCAGCUGCAGAAGAGGAGUUCUUUGCAGAUGACCCUGAGCUUUGGGACAUUCCCCUGGAGACCACUGCUCUCAGUGAUAUGGAGAGCCACAAAAAAGGAGCUGUAGCAGCCCAGGCUCCUGCAACGCCUCUUGGACACUAUCACAUGAUGACUCGCAGCAGGACCCCUCAAACAAUGAACCAUAAGAAACCACAUGAGAGAGCUGCACAAUGGCAGGUGUCCCCUAGGCACAGGCCUUACAACCCAGGUGCACCAGCAGAGUGCAGUCCAUACAGGAGGAGCCAAGGCAUGAAGAAAAGGAAACUGGAACCCUCCUAACAGACAGGACAGCACCUGAAUUAUGUUAGUUUCCUCAUGAUGAUUUGAGCACUACAACCAUAUUUUCAGAAGCACAUCAAGAACCUGUUUAAACACAAAGGAAAAUCUAGUGCAUUAGAUCCAUGGCUUGUGCAAUGCUGAUCAUUGACCAUCUUUGGUCAUAACUCCUUACUUACUUUAGCCCCUCAUAAUGUGCUUGAUGUCCCCUUGUGUGGGUAAAAAGUUUGAUGCAUCGUUUCUUCCUGAGUCAAGCAGUUUGGGAGCCUGCCCAGUGCCAGGGCCUGUUAUUUUAACUCCUUUGGAAUGACAUGAGAUGUAACUACUCCCUGCUGAUAACUGAAGGGUGCUCUACUACUUUACUCCCUCUAUGAUGAAAUGCAGUUUCCUUUAAUGUGGAUAACAUUCAGCAAGAUCAGAUCCUGGAAAGAAUUAUUUGAAUGGAGACAGUAGUACGUGUCUGGAUGUGUUACAAAGGAUUAAGAUUGACUAGUUCUUUUUAGGUACCUGUGUUUUUAUAUUAAAUUUUAU